UGCUCCCUUCCCCCAUCCGGUGGAGCUCGAGCUCCGACCUCAUACGGGCCCUCCUCCAUCCGUCGUUCCUCCUACGCCUCAGUAGUAUCUGGCAACGCAUUUUCCCCACCGAUCUCCAACUCCUUCUCACAUCUGCUUAACGACUCCCACCCUAUCUCCUACACCCCAUCCGACAGCCGAGUCCACCGGGCUCCGUUCGGCGUGGAUGCCGCAGACAUGCACAUGAACUCCGCCUGGAGAAACACAGGUUCAACAGAGUCACUUCCUCCCUGGUCUCGCAAAUAUGCCAGCUUUCUACGCUCGGCGGAAUUUCCGCAUGGCCUAGGCCUCACCGACGCCCCGUCUUUCCUCACUCCAUCUUACCUCCGCAACUCCCGCUACAUCACCCGUCUCGAGACAGCCCAUCGCGCUAAGCUCGCUGCCCAACAUCGAGAUCCCUCCUCAUCUGCAGCCUCCAAUCCCCCCCUCUCCGCCUCCUCCAGCAAUGUACACCUGCCCCGCAUCGCCCCAUCGCAUCGGGGAAUGCCCAAUGAGAUCAUAGAGAAGGAACCGCCUGCCCCGGUCGAUUCCCUCAUGCCCCUGCCCAGUCAGUGGAGCUCCGUAGACAAGUUCUCCGGCCUGGAGCUGUCUAAUGAGAACUUCGAUGUUCGCUACACUGGUCCUAUGCACAAGCAUGACCAUGAAGCUGCUGCCUUGCGCGCGGAUUAUCCUAUGCCGCCGCAAUGCGGGAUCUACUACUUUGAAGUCAAGAUUGAGUCAAAGCCGAAGGAGGGCAUGAUCGGUAUUGGGUUUUCCAGCCCCAAGGCGUCCGUCGAGAGACUUCCAGGUUGGGAGACGGAAUCCUGGGCUUACCAUGGCGAUGACGGAAAGUCGUUCUUUGGUGAGAGUCAAGGACAAGGUCGGGCAUAUGGACCGACUUUUGGUGCUGGUGACACAGUCGGAUGUGGUGUAAAUUUCUCCACAGGAUCUGCAUUCUUCACUAAGAAUGGGGUUUUCUUGGGAAAUGCCUUUAACGAUCUGCGCAACACGAACCUUUUCCCGUCCGUCGGAAUGAAGAAACUACCACCGGUACACCUCAGAACGAAUUUUGGACAGGAGCCUUUCGUUUUUGAUAUUGAUGGCAUGGUUCAGCAAGAGAGAUUCAACGUGUUAUCGGAGAUUGACAAAACGUCCACAGCUAGUCUUCAACCACCGUUGGACGAGUCGACACUGCUGCAAGAGUUAGUCGCACAGUUCCUCGCCCAUGACGGCUACGUAGAUACAGCCCGGGCAUUCGCGGAAGAGGUGGCCACCGAAACGCUAGCCCUCCAGAAUGGCCGCAACGAGCCACUCAAGAAAUAUGAGGUCGAGGAAGACCGCGAAGCCAUAAACCGCAACAGUAAGUCUACACAUCCGCACUUCCUCCCAGUACCGAACCCUCACUCAAAGCCCGUAGAAAUCCGCUCCGCAAUCCUAGACGGCGACAUCGACAAAGCCCUCAAACACACCAAAGCCUACUAUUCCAACGUCCUAGAAGAUCAUCCGCACAUCUACUUCAAAUUGCGUUGCCGCAAAUUCCUCGAGAUGAUGCGGCGGUCCAACGAGCUCUCCGCAGCAACCGCUGCAGCAUCGAAGCGCCGCCGCUCAACAGCCUCUAGCUCGCACGAACACGCUGUCUUCGAUCAGGAGAUGGAGCUCGACGACGGAGAUGGGGACGGCUGGGUCGCAGACGGCAUGGACACUGAAGAACCCGAGGUGAUCGCUCAGUUUAACCAGCUUCUCACUGAGGCAGUACAGUAUGGUCAGCAGCUGCGUGCUGAUUACCCUACCGAUGAGAAUGGCGGCGAUAAGAAGCUGCUGGAUGAUAUCUUCUCUCUGGUUGCAUAUCCUGACCCGAAGAGGUCUGUUCAUGGUCAUUACCUCGAUGCCGAGGGGCGGGUAGCUGUGGCUGAAGAGUUGAACUCGGCUAUUCUUGUCUCAUUGGGCAAAUCAUCUGCUGCAGCUCUGGAAAGGCUAUACCAGCAGACUGAAGUGCUGGUUAACGAGAUCAGUGAAGACGGCGGCGCUGGGGCGUUCAUUAAUGUUCGGGAUGAUAUUUUGCUUUGA
Molecule: messenger RNA, 2085 nt
Organism: Penicillium coprophilum
Lineage: Eukaryota; Fungi; Ascomycota; Eurotiomycetes; Eurotiales; Aspergillaceae
Exons: 5
Biological process (GO): cytoskeleton organization; cell surface receptor signaling pathway
Cellular component (GO): cytoplasm
Molecular function (GO): protein binding
Source: RefSeq, a predicted model, not a curated record